This is a messenger RNA of Suhomyces tanzawaensis NRRL Y-17324, 606 nucleotides long. RefSeq names its product Rdi1p (gene RDI1). The transcript has a single exon. Gene Ontology annotation, molecular function: protein binding; Rho GDP-dissociation inhibitor activity. The record is from RefSeq and is a predicted model, not a curated record. Gene Ontology annotation, cellular component: cytosol; cytoplasm; membrane. The coding region runs from base 1 to 606 and encodes 201 amino acids. Lineage: Eukaryota; Fungi; Ascomycota; Pichiomycetes; Serinales; Debaryomycetaceae. Gene Ontology annotation, biological process: Rho protein signal transduction.
AUGUCUAACGCUGAGGACGAUCUUGUCCCCGAGUCCGUGGAGGGCUACACCGUAGGUGAAAAGAAAACCAUCCAAGAAUACACCAAGUUGGAUGCCGAAGACGAAAGUUUGGCCAAGUGGAAGGCGUCGUUGGGUUUAAGCGACGACUCGUCUGCCUACCCCGUCAAGGCAGGCGACACCAGAAAAGUGGUCGUGGUCGAGUUGGGAUUGGAGUUCCCGGAACAGCCUGAGUUGAAGCCCAUUGUCAUCAACUUGGAGGACGCCGACGGUAACACCAUCGCUGGCAAAGAGAUCAAGUUCUCCAUCAAGGAGAGGGCCGUGUACCAGUUGGUGGUCAAGUUCCGUGUCCAGCACGAGAUCGUCACAGGAUUGAAGUACUUGCACUCCGUCAAGAAGGCAGGCAUCAGGGUGGAGAAGCUCGAGGAGCCUUUGGGUUCUUACGCCCCCAACACCAAGGACAAGCCUUACUACGAGAGAAAGUUCCCGGAAGUGGAGGCUCCUUCAGGAAUGUUGGCCAGAGGCAACUACUCCGCCACCUCCAAGUUCGUGGAUGACGACAAGCACACCCACUUGACAGUGCCAUGGUCAUUCACCAUCACAAAGUAG